Capsella rubella is the source of this 633-nucleotide messenger RNA. RefSeq names its product disease resistance-like protein DSC1. Lineage: Eukaryota; Viridiplantae; Streptophyta; Magnoliopsida; Brassicales; Brassicaceae. The record is from RefSeq and is a predicted model, not a curated record.
UGCGACGAUAAUUUCAUUGGACUUUCUCUCAACACUGUUGUCUCAUUCCAGGAUUAUGAAGAUAGAACCAGCCGGUUCUCCGUGUUAUGCAAGUGCAAGUUCAGAAAUGAAGACGGUGAUAAGUUCAGCUUUAUUUGUAAUCUUGGGGGAUGGAAAGAGCAGUGUGGAUCAUCUAGCCACGAAGAACCAAGAAAACUUAGCUCUGAUCAUGUUUUCAUCAGUUAUAACAACUGCUACCAUGCCAAGAAAAGCGAUGAUCUCAAUAGAUGCUGCAACACCACUGCCUCAUUCAAAUUUUUUCUUACUGAUGGCAAAGCCAAAAGAAAACUAGAUUGCUGUGAGGUGGUGAAAUGUGGGAUGAGCUUGUUAUAUGCACCGGGCGAGAAUGAUUAUAGGUUGCAUGGCUUACAGGAGAAUAAUCUCGAGAAAGCGAUAUCUGGAAAAGAAGCAGAUGUAAACGAAACCGCCUUGGGUGAAGUUGUUGUGUCCAAGAAAGGCCGUUUAUGUUCACAAGAAGAAGAGCUGCUGAACAGGAAAAGAAUAAAGGAAGAAGUCUCUUUUUCUAAUUACGAGUGUACUGUAACUUCCGUUCUUAGUUACUCGAAGCCAGCAAAGCCUAAUCACUGGAAAUAA